This is a messenger RNA of Fundulus heteroclitus (mummichog), 2189 nucleotides long. RefSeq names its product ephrin type-A receptor 4a-like. Gene Ontology annotation, biological process: axon guidance; protein phosphorylation. The annotation marks the transcript as partial. The transcript is spliced from 9 exons. The record is from RefSeq and is a predicted model, not a curated record. Gene Ontology annotation, molecular function: ATP binding; transmembrane-ephrin receptor activity; protein binding. Gene Ontology annotation, cellular component: neuron projection. Lineage: Eukaryota; Metazoa; Chordata; Actinopteri; Cyprinodontiformes; Fundulidae.
CGUGUGUUUCUCUCUCUCUUCAGGAGGAGCAAGUACAGUAAAACCAAGCAGGAUGUGGAAGAGGAGAAACAUCUGAACCCAGGAGUCAAAAUCUAUGUGGAUCCGUUUACCUACGAAGACCCGGACCAGGCCAUCCACGAGUUUGCCAAAGAGAUAGACGUUAGCAGUAUUCACAUCGAGAGGGUUAUUGGCAUAGGAGAGUUUGGGGAGGUGUGCAGCGGUCGGCUGCGCGCGCAGGGGAAGAGGGAGAUCUACGUGGCCAUCAAGAGCCUGAAGGCGGGAUACUCGGACAAACAGAGGAGAGACUUCCUGUCCGAGGCAUCCAUCAUGGGACAGUUUGACCACCCCAACAUCAUCAGACUGGAGGGCGUCGUCACGAGGUGCAAGCCACUGAUGAUAAUCACGGAAUAUAUGGAAAAUGGAUCCCUGGAUGCCUUUCUUCGAAAACACGACGGCCAGUUCACAGUGAUCCAGCUGGUCGGUAUGCUGCGCGGCAUCGCCUCGGGUAUGAAGUACCUGUCAGACAUGAGCUACGUUCACAGAGACCUGGCGGCUCGAAACAUCCUGGUCAACAGCAACCUGGUGUGUAAGGUGUCCGACUUCGGCCUGAGCCGAGUUCUGGAGGACGACCCCGAGGCCGCCUACACUACAAGGGAGGCAACCGGGUCCUAUCUGUCCCCUGGAGGGAAGAUCCCCAUCAGAUGGACGGCUCCAGAGGCUAUCAGCUACAGGAAGUUCACCACGGCCAGCGACGUGUGGAGUUAUGGGAUAGUCAUGUGGGAGGUGGUUGCGUACGGAGAGAGGCCGUACUGGGACAUGAACAACCAGGAUGUGAUUAAAGCAAUUGAAGAAGGAUACAGACUGCCCGCUCCAAUGGACUGCCCUGUGGUGCUCCACCAACUCAUGCUAGACUGUUGGGAGAGAGAGCGAGCAGACAGACCCUCCUUCAGCCAGAUUCUCAAUAUGCUGGAUAAACUUAUACGGAACCCUGGCACCCUGCGCCGCACAGGAGGGGACAGACCGCCGGGCACAAUGCUCGAGUCCAGAGUGGGAUCAGAAGUGUGUGUCUCUGUUGCACCAGAGGUGUGUGUGCCACAGUGGUCGCUAUAUGAUUGGUUGCAGCCCAUAGGGUUGGAGAGAUACAGAGACGUCCUUGCAGCUGCAGGAUACUCCAGCCUCGACAGCCUUCUGGCUCUCACACACCAGGAGCUGGACAGACUUGGAAUAAUCUCACCCUCACAUCAGGACAUACUAAUUGCGAGUGUGCAGCAGGAAAUGUUGUCCCAAAUGCAACACAUGCAACACUCUAUGGUCCCAGUCUGAGCUGGUGAGCGGUUACAAACCUGUUUUGAGACGAAUUUCAUUUACCUCAUUUGUGCACUUUAGAGGAACUGUUCACCAGUGGAAGUACAAGAAGUGAAGGAACAUAAGAAGAAACCUACAGUGGCGAGCACUUUUGUGAACUUCCAUCCCGUGGAGCUUUCGACAAGCCCUGAUCAGGACACGGCCACAGAAAGCUCUGAGCUUUUGAAAGCUUAGACCGAUGGUUCAUCCUGUUUUUCUAGCUCUGAUUUCUCCUCUCUCUCUCUCUUUUUUUUUUUUUUUUUCUUAUCGGUUCGGUGAAGGCUGACAUGUGCAUAAGCAGAAUGGCUUCCGAGUUAUUUUCUUUUGCGCUUCACUUGAAUUAAAUGUAUUUUUUCACUUGUUCUGAUGAAUGCCGUGUGUGCGUAAGUGUGUCUGUGUGUCUGUAUGCACUGUGUAGCAUGAAACCUUUCAACACGAUCUCUGUCUGUUAAGAUGUCGGCUGUCUUCAUAUGAUCUUAAUAUGCAAAGUAUAAGAGAUAGUGGGAGGACUCAGACCGAAUGUAUCACUUCGAGCUCUUACUGAUUUCAUACCAGUGGAGUGUUCAAACAAACAGGCUGGUUCGAUUGUUUUGGUUUUUUUUAAUCCUUUUUUUAUUUGUGAUUCUAAAAACAGUUGCUUUUGUUGACUUAGACAUUUAGACUGGAAUGUCAUUCAUCUGUGUCUGUAUGUACGUCCCUUUGAUGACGAGGAUUAGCUACUUGAAGCAUUUUGUUUAUUUAUGGUCCUUUUUUAUCCAGUUUGUACAUUGUAAAAUAGAAACGCUGAGGAGAUAUUGUAAUGAGUGCCAUAUUGCGUUACAAUAAACGCCAAACUUAUUGGUGUA